Molecule: messenger RNA, 556 nt
Organism: Trichosurus vulpecula (common brushtail)
Lineage: Eukaryota; Metazoa; Chordata; Mammalia; Diprotodontia; Phalangeridae
Product: fatty acid-binding protein, heart-like
Exons: 1
Coding region: 120-524 (134 amino acids)
Biological process (GO): fatty acid transport
Cellular component (GO): nucleus; cytosol
Molecular function (GO): fatty acid binding
Source: RefSeq, a predicted model, not a curated record
CCAGCCCCUCUCAGCUCGGUGUAGCUCAGCACGGCGCAGCCCAGCAGAUCCGGACCCAGCGCCUUUCAGCGCAUCCCCAGUCCAGCCCAGCCCGGCCUCGCCUCCUCUAGCCUAGCACCAUGGUAGAUGCUUUCGUUGGCACCUGGAAGCUGGUUGACAGCAAGAACUUCGAUGAGUACAUGAAGUCCCUUGGUGUUGGCUUUGCCACAAGGCAGGUGGCCAACAUGACCAAGCCCACCACCAUCAUCGAGCUCAGUGGGGACACCGUCACUCUCAAGACUCAUAGCACUUUCAAGAACACCGAGAUUUCCUUCAAGCUGGGAGUAGAGUUUGAUGAGACAACGGCUGAUGAUAGGAAGGUCAAGUCUCUUGUCACACUGGACGGAGGCAAACUUGUCCAUGUCCAGAAGUGGAACGGGCAGGAGACCACACUGAUUCGGGAGCUCCAGGAUGGAAAGCUCAUUCUGACACUAACCCAUGGCAGCGCAGUAUGCGUUAGGACCUAUGAGAAGGAAAUAGCUUGAAGCCAGCCCACCUGUUCACUGUCAACUCCUCU